CGGCUAACCACAUCUCUCUCUCUCUCUCUCUCUCUCUCUCUCUCUCUCUCUCUCUCUCUCUCUCUGACUUCUCUUCUUUAAAUCAAACGACACACAAGAACCCUUCACUUCCUUCACACAAGCAAUCCUCCCAUGUCUUUUACUUGUCUCUUUUCUCAUUACAAGACCCUUCUAAGCAAGCUCUUUUAGCCUGAUCUCAACUCAAGCCCACCAACUCAGCAUCAUCUAUCAUCUCAACCCCCACCAUGGAAUUCAGCCACUUCGACGACUCGAAAAGCUCCAGCGACGACACGGACCGGUUAGACCCCACCAGCGACGAGAUGGGGAGCGCGGCGAGGUCCUAUGGCUGCGUCUUCUGCAAGCGAGGCUUCACCACCGCUCAGGCCCUGGGAGGCCACAUGAACAUCCACAGGAAAGAUAGAGCCAACAAGUCAAGGCCUUCGAACAACUCAGGCUUCUCUCCGAUCCUGAGCAUAAGCCCCGACGAGAGCUACACGCCCCUCAGAUCGUUCCUCCCUACAUCAACUUAUCCUCCAUACUAUUACGGGUUGCCAGAACCAUCCGCUGUCCACAACCCCAUGUACUUGCCGGCGUUGGUGUGGGGCUCGAGGCCCGAUCCACAUGGAAGAAAUUACAAUGAUAAUAAUCACUUCUAUGUGCGGAGCAAUCCAUCCGAAGAGAGUACUUAUGAUGGAGAGGAGUGGCAGUGGGGGCGGAGCUUACAAGUCGGCCCGUCACAUGUGGUAGAUGACAACAAAGGGAAGAGACCACGGGCCGGAGCCGAAGAUGAUGGGUUGGACUUGGAGCUCCGACUCGGUCACGACCCUUAAAGAAAAUUAAGUACAUUAGACGUAUGUAUAAAUACUGACUUUUGCGAUGAUUUCAGUGCCUCACUCUGUACAGCUUUUGGAUUCGUCCCGAAAACUUUUCGGUGUUUCUUAUGUAAGAGGAGGAGGAGUUGGAAUGAAGUUAUUAAUAAGAGGCGUUUCGCUUUCGCGAUAUCAA
Syzygium oleosum is the source of this 1005-nucleotide messenger RNA. RefSeq names its product zinc finger protein JAGGED-like. The coding region runs from base 246 to 830 and encodes 194 amino acids. The record is from RefSeq and is a predicted model, not a curated record. NCBI's taxonomy places the organism in Eukaryota, Viridiplantae, Streptophyta, Magnoliopsida, Myrtales, Myrtaceae. The transcript has a single exon.